This is a messenger RNA of Cadophora gregata, 2347 nucleotides long. RefSeq lists its product as uncharacterized. The record is from RefSeq and is a predicted model, not a curated record. The transcript has 6 exons. NCBI's taxonomy places the organism in Eukaryota, Fungi, Ascomycota, Leotiomycetes, Helotiales, Ploettnerulaceae. Bases 322 to 1569 code for a protein of 415 amino acids.
CCGAGCUACUAUGAUUCUUUUGGCAAAUAGGAUACGGACUACCCGGCAACCACCCACUGGCUCACCACCGACCCAAGCUGCCCAACCCACUCCCACUCUCGCCUGCCCCAUCCAAUCCUACUUCCUUCCAAUCGACCGAGCGUGUGUGGGACACUACUGGCAUCGACUGGCACAAUUGGAAGAGGCGACGACGAUAGUCCGUCGAUACUGAACCCUGUCGCAGAAGUGCUCUUCGCGACCUUUUUGUCGUUUACGUUCCUUACUUCCCAUCGAAACAGCACUGCAGGCCCCAGUUUUCGAAGCAUCUCUUGAUCCGAAAAUAUGUCUUAUUACGAAAAUCAGCAAUGGCCAGCCACUGGGCAGCCUACGUGGGAACAGCAGACGCCGCCGGCACGAUCUGGUGCUAGUUCGGCCGUUCCGCGAGAGGAGACAGGGGCAUUCAUGACACAAAUCGAGGAGGUCGACCGUGCUAUUGACAAUCUGGCAAAGAGCGGAAAGAUGUUCCCCAACAUGCCUGGACCCGGUCGUCGCGAAUCGAUGCCAGUGGCUGGUGGCCCUCCGAGACCGUUCAGUGAGCAAUACGACCCACGCAUGGGCGGCGGUCCCCCAAGACACCACUCAGUCAGUGGCGAUUUUGGAGAUGCCCGCUCCUUCUCAGGUUCGAACUUGCAAAACUUCUAUGCCAGCCAGCGACAUGCCCCAUCCCGAGGCACCAACGAGGUCGAACAAGUGAUGCAGGCAAAGCGAAGGAUGGCAGCCCAGCGUGAGAGAGAGCUGCGAAACUACCAUCAAGAGCAGCAGUACAAUCGAAGCGUUUCAGCUGAAAUCUCAACUGUGGGAGGUAAACAACUUGACCGUACAAUGAGCCCAGGUAGUGGAAUGAGUGAGGAGGAGCGCCGUGAAUUGAUCGCUCGUCAACGCAAUGCUCUUUACGGCGAGGGUGCAUCUUACUCCGAAAAUGGUGGCUUCGAUGAGAAUGGAACUCCGCGCCCAGGAACUCAAGGAUCAGGGUCUCAAUCUGCAACCGGCAUCCGUGGCCACUCUCCAUUGGCAUUUGACCACUUCAAUGCUCAGAACCAAGGUGAGAACCAGAGCCAAGCUCAAAGUGAACAGCCUCAGUCAGCCGUCGGCCAAUCUCAAGGACAACAGCGAUCCCGUGCCAACAGCACCUCAUCACCAUCAUCGAAUCCAACCAGCAGCUUCAGCCUCUUCGAGUCGGCAGCACAACAGUCAAGCCGCACGUCGACCUCGUCUCCCGGUGGAUCGCCUCCUCGUCAAGGCAAAGGCCCAACCAGCUCUGGUGUUGCACCUAUCGGAACUCGUCCAAGCGGUCAAGCACCAAACCCAGCCUUAAACAAACGCUCUACAACUCCUCUACCUUCGCCCCUUAGCUACGGCUUCGCUGCGAGCAGCGAGGAUAAUCAAGGCGAGAAGGAGGGACGAACUGCUUCUGCAGCUUCCAACUCAAACUCUCAGAAUCAGCAAGAUGUUGGUCUAGGAUGGGGAUCUAAGAGCGGUGUCUGGGGCAAGAACUCUUCACUCGGCGUGCAGGCUUCGGUUUGGGGUUAAGGGGAAUUCAUUAAUGGAGCAGAGUUUGUGGAUGAUUUAAAAUGGGGCGGAUCAAUUCGGUGUUUGGCAAAUGCAUAUAUUGCUGAUGGGCAAAUUCAUGGGGAUGGCGGUUCGGCGUAGUGGCCAGUUUGAGUUGGAUUUGCUUGUGGGUGACACUAUCCAUGUUUCACCGGACAUAGGAUGUCACCUGUGGGUAUCAGGUUCAAACAUCGGUCAUCGGAUUUUGUUUGGGUGUUUCUCGUUUUUGCCUUGCAUUGGUGGAGCGUUGGGCUUUCGAUAUCCUCUCCUCUAUCGGUGUGUUUGCUCUGCCUUUUUAUGUAUCGGAGAACGGGUUACUCGGGACCAUAGCGAUGGAGGGGCUUUCCGAGGGAAGAAAGGCAGUCAGGGGGUGUCGGUAUUAUGGAAUACGUUUGCUCGCCCAAAUCGAUCACCAAAAAGUACAGUUUUGAGCCAAGAGGAAUCAGCAUAUCUGGCAGGCGUGCUUGCUUCAUUUUUUCCCUCGGGGUUGUCGUAUCGUUGGGUUUCGGUCGUGGAUUGUUUUCCUGGCAUUGCGCGCGCGUGGCUUUCAUCUAUCUCUUCGCUCGGGUGUGGGAAUGGUGGGAAAUGGAAUUGGGAAUUGCUCUGCUUGCUUGCUUUCUUGGCUUGAUUGAUGGAUGGAUGGAUCGUUAGGAAUCUUUUUGCGCGUUGUAUGGAAUUGGCUGGGGGGCUAAGGGUUUGCAAACUGCUUUUUUGUGUGUAAUUAGGUAUAGGGACGAAUAACACCUGGUAAUAAUGGGAC